AUGUUCAAAGUCGGUGGGUGGCUCAAGGGCCAUACGCCUGGGCAUUCGAAGAGUCUGGACUCUUUAGAUGAGUUUGCACAGAGUGAGGCUUGUGGUAUUCCUGUUAACUUUAUCAUGGCCGACGAUAUCGAAAAUGCCGAAAUUCACCUUAACAAGGGCAGUUCGCCAUUUCACCAGCUCGGAGCUGGUGUAUGUGUCUUCAUAAGGGCAACGUUGGGUUUUGAACCGGAAAUCGUCCGCGAAGCCGCCAAUGCCUUGUAUGUAGCCGAAAACUCAGCCUACGAGCAACAUCGACGCGCUAGCAAAGACCCAAACUCGUAUCGGUCGUCGAUCUACCCCCCGGGUACUGAAUAUGUGGUAUGCAUGGCGGAAGCACAGUUGAUGAGUGCGGUUGUGGGCGUGCUCAACGAGAGUUUGACCGAGGCCAUCAAGAGUUUCUACAAGCUGAGAAAAGCAUAUAUUGCGUUGGAGGGUGUGAUACAGAAUGAGAAGAACUUCCUCAAGGAAAGAAGUACAAGCAGUCUCAACUCGGCAGGGUCGGCUGCUGCAUCUGCAAACGCAUCUGCCGCAGGCUCGACGUCCGAUCUCAAACAGACUACGACGAUUACCCCGGAGACAAAAAAGGCCGCAAACGACGACAACGACGAUGAUUUUGAAUUUGUGGACGCUGCAGAAGACCGACCGGACGUUGUCACACCUUUGGAAUAUACAGGCCACAUCAAUGUCCCUGUUGACAAGAAUGCUUUAGUGGAAUUGGAAAGUGCUCAAAACAGUGUUGACGUGAAAUCUAGUUCGGCACCGGAUCUGCCUGCGGCGGGAGAAACAUCGUCUUCCUCAAUGCCAAACGCCAUCGAAUAUUUUGAGCAGCUCACACUAAGCGAUGAGGGCGAGGACAUUGCUUCCUUUAGUAAUCAUCCAGUAGAUACGUUUGUUCUGUCUGGAUCCAACUUUUGUUUUGGAAUGUUACUACUCAUUCUCUCAUUUAUACCGCCCUCGUUUGCUACCUUGCUGAAAGUGGUCGGCUUCAAGGGUGACCGGGAUCGAGGCAUGAGGAUGCUGUGGCAGGCGACCAAGUUUCACAAUAUCCAUGGGGCUAUGGCUGGUGUGGUCCUGAUGGGAUAUCUAAAUGGGUUUACAAACUUUUGCGACAUUCUCCCAUCGCAAGGUGAGGGCGCAUAUCCCAAGGAGAAAUGCAAGGCUUUGCUCCGCUAUAUGCGCGAGAGAUAUCCUCAGAGUCAUCUGUGGCUUCUCGAGGAAUCACGAAUGCUGGCAUCUGAGAAAGAGCUCGAAAAGGCUGUUCAAUUCAUAGCUGAGGCAGGCGAGACAAAGCUCAAACAGCUCGAGGCCCUGAGCUGGUUCGAACGUAGUCUCAACAACAUGUACAUGCACGACUACGAGGCCGCUGCCGCUGGGUUCGAGAAAUGCGUUACCCUGAACAACUGGAGUCACGGACUAUACUACUACAUCAUUGCCGCCUCCUACAUCGAACUGUACCGCAAAAACAAGACCACAAACCCCACCGAAGCAAAGAAGUACGGCGAAAAGGCCGAAGAAAUCAUGCAAAAGGUAAUUCCUAACACGGGCAAAAAGAAGUUCAUGGCCCGCCAACUCCCCUUCGACGUCUUCGUCAGCCGCAAGAUCCAGAAAUGGGAAGCCCGCGCCAAAGAAUGGAAGUGCGCCCUCAUCGACGCCGUCGGCAUCUCCCCCAUUGAAGAAAUGAUAUAUUUCUGGAACGGCUACAAACGCAUGCGCAACGACCACCUCACCGGCUCGCUCGCCAACCUUGCCUGGAGCGAAUCCCCCGCCAACCCGUACUGGGACAAGGAGAGCAUUGACGAGAAAGCCAUACUGCAUGUUCUCCGCGCUGCUACGCUACGCAAUAUGGGGCAGCCGGCUGAAGCCAAGGCUCUUCUUGAGAAGGAAGUGUUGUCGGUGGAUCGCACGCUGCUGACUGGGGGACUGAAAGACAAUUGGACAGCGCCGUGUGCACGGUACGAAAUGGCGGCGAGUAUAUGGCGCGAGGCGGAUGCAGAGGGCCAUCCUGAGGGGCAUGUUGAGGCGUUGGGGCAGUGUAGGGAUUGGUUGGAUGAAGUUACGAAGUGGGGAAGUUAUGACUUAGAUGCCAGAAUCGGAAUCAGGAUUACGACUGCGAAGGAGACGCUGAGGAAGUACGGGAUUCAGUGUUGA
Molecule: messenger RNA, 2187 nt
Organism: Bipolaris maydis ATCC 48331
Lineage: Eukaryota; Fungi; Ascomycota; Dothideomycetes; Pleosporales; Pleosporaceae
Source: RefSeq, a predicted model, not a curated record